This is a messenger RNA of Populus nigra (black poplar), 618 nucleotides long. RefSeq lists its product as uncharacterized. Bases 1 to 618 code for a protein of 205 amino acids. Gene Ontology annotation, cellular component: DNA replication factor A complex; site of double-strand break; chromosome, telomeric region. The record is from RefSeq and is a predicted model, not a curated record. NCBI's taxonomy places the organism in Eukaryota, Viridiplantae, Streptophyta, Magnoliopsida, Malpighiales, Salicaceae. Gene Ontology annotation, biological process: DNA replication; double-strand break repair via homologous recombination; nucleotide-excision repair. The transcript is spliced from 7 exons.
AUGGCGCUACUCAUGCUGCUGCUGCUUGAUUUGCUGCUUUGUAUUGAUCUUAGAGCAGAUCAACUGCACGGUGGCACUUCAACUCAGCCUCAGAUGGUAGAAUCAUCAAUGAACACUCCUCUGUGGAGUGGAUCAAAUGGAUAUCAGACAUCCACGUCAAACCUGAUGUCCAAGCAAUUUAAUGUUGACGGGCCUAAGGAAUUUGAUCAAGUGGUCCUUGACUGUCUGCAACAGUCUUCAAGCACUGGACAGGAAAAGGGGAUGCAGAUGGAUGAACUUUCCCAAAAGCUGAAACUUCCCAUGGAGAAGAUCAAGGAAUCUAUUAGAUCACUUGAAGAUGAAGGUCUGAUAUACUCUACAAUGAUGAGUUUCACUACAAAGCAACCUGAUGAAGUUCAUGGUAUUGGGAAUGCUACCCAGAAACGUCACCUGGGCCAUAAUGGCUCACGCAACUCAUUGUAUGAUGGUGUCUAUGGUGUUCAGGAAUUUCACUGGGCUAGAAUAGUUUCUGCGACUCAUCGUAUGAUGAAUGUAGUUGCCAGUUAUUUUCUUUUUCUUGUAGUCUCACCAGAAAUUUCUUCAGAUAUUUGUUUCUCUCUAAUUUUAGACGUAGCUUAG